Molecule: messenger RNA, 375 nt
Organism: Lodderomyces parapsilosis
Lineage: Eukaryota; Fungi; Ascomycota; Pichiomycetes; Serinales; Debaryomycetaceae
Product: Sm-like protein
Exons: 3
Coding region: 1-375 (124 amino acids)
Biological process (GO): mRNA splicing, via spliceosome; nuclear-transcribed mRNA catabolic process
Cellular component (GO): Lsm1-7-Pat1 complex; spliceosomal tri-snRNP complex; U6 snRNP
Molecular function (GO): RNA binding
Source: RefSeq, a predicted model, not a curated record
AUGCCUGAAAACAGUGAGAACAAGAAACAGAACCAAAAGCAGAAUAGGAGAAGAAACCAAAACAAUGAUAGGCCAAGAACCGAAGGACCAAAAAGGGAGGCUAUACUAGAUUUAAACAAGUACAAAAACGAAGAGAUUAGAGUGAGAUUUGUUGGUGGACGACAAGUAACAGGUGUUCUUAAAGGGUAUGAUCAAUUGAUGAAUUUGGUUUUGGAAGAUGUGAAAGAACAAUUUAGAGACCCAGAGAAUGAAGGUAAAUACCUUGAUAAAACCAGAGAUCUUGGAUUGGUUGUGGUCAGAUGCACAAGUCUUUUAACGAUUUCGCCAGUGAAAGGUAGUGAGAUAAUCGAUAACCCGUUUGUAUCAGAACAAUAA